Molecule: messenger RNA, 1835 nt
Organism: Tilletiopsis washingtonensis
Lineage: Eukaryota; Fungi; Basidiomycota; Exobasidiomycetes; Entylomatales
Exons: 7
Coding region: 123-1709 (528 amino acids)
Source: RefSeq, a predicted model, not a curated record
CUGCCCUCUGCCCACCACCACCACCACCGCCCCAUACCACCUGCUAGCACGGCAUCUUCCGCCACCGGCGCCGCUGCGCCUCACCCGCGCUCCGCUCCGCCACCCACCCACCCGCUGCCAGCAUGCCCGACGCUGCCCGCGCCUCCACUUCGCGUGCGCAGCGUGCUGGCAGCAGCAGCAGCGGCAGCGCCACCGCCCGUGCCCGCGUCCUGCGCUCGCGCAGCGCCAGCGGCUCGCACAGCGCCGAGCGCCAGCGCUGGUCGCUCUCGCCCAGCCAGCUCGACGAGCGCGACGAGGACGAGGACGACGAGGCCGAGCCGCCCGCCGUGGUGUCGGCAGCGGCCUCGACCACGGCCGGCACACCCUCGCCGCGCCCCGAGCCGCGCCCGGCGCGCCGCCAGAUGCAGGCCGACGAGAGCGUCGAGUUCAUUGAGGUCCGUCCGCCGAAGCGCCAGCGCCUCCGCUCGCCCAGUGUGCAAGCUGCGGCCGGCAGCUCGCGCGCAGUGGCCAGCGUGGAGCCUAUCAGCAACCGUGCGCGCUCGCGCAGCAAUGGCCUCAUGACGCUCGACGAGGAGAACCGGCUGGCCAGCGGUCUCUCGGGCCUCGCAACGCCGCUGCGCGGCAGCGUCUCGCCGGUGAAGACCACGUCGACGUCGCCCAAGGGCAAGGGCAAGGCAAGCGAGCAGCCGGCUGCCAACCCUGCCAAUGUGCUUGAAGAGGCCGAGCCAAUCUUGGAGGGAUCCACGCCCGACCAGCUGCGAGCCGAGAUGCUCUCGCUGCGCCACGAGCUCGCGUCGAAGAACGAGUUCAUCGAGGCGACGCGCUCCACCGUCGACGCCACGCAGUCGGCCAUGACGUGCCACGUGUGCUUCGAUCUUGCCUGGCGCCCGCAGGUGCUGACGUGCGGCCACGUCUUCUGUGCACGCUGCCUGAUCGACUGGUUCAAGAAGCCGCUGCAGGACGAGCUCGGACCUCCGGCCCACAUGCGCGGCGCCGAGCGCACGACGUACGAGAACCGCGCCACGCGCAAGCGCAAGAAGAUCUGCCCGGGCUGUCGCGCACGCGUCAUCAACCCGCCGAUCGAGCUGUUCGCCGUCAAGGACCUGCUCGAGACGAUCGACAAGGCCGUGCGCGCCGGACAGGGCCGCGGCGGCGAGGGCGAGGAGGAGCCCGACGCCGAGGCCAAGGGCGAGACGCUGCCCGCCGGCGCGGCGCUGUGGCAGAACAUCUUCUCGGACGGCCCGCCGCCGCCGCCGAUCAUCCAUGACCUCGAGGACGGCGUGGACCGCUGUGGCGUCUGCACGUCGGAGGUCGUCGGCGGUUACUGCCAGAAUGCCGACUGCGGCCACUACUACUCGGAAGAAGACGACGGCGACGGCGACGACUUCGACGACGGACACUUUGAGCCUGGAGCACACGAGUACCUGGCGAACCUGAUGGGCGCGCACCACGGUCGCGCUGCGCCGGCUGGACGCCGCUAUGAUGAUGUCGCAAUCCUCACCGACAGCGAAUCGGACGACAACUCCGUCGACGAGUAUCUCGACGACGAGGAUCGCCGCGACCACGAGGACUUCAUCGUUGAUUCUGGAGAUGAAGACGCCGACGACCAAGCCCGUCUCGCCCGCCAUCGAGCACGUCUCGAUCGUCGUCAAGCUGCGCGCGAUCGUCGUGACAUUGACCGCGCCCGUCGCGCAGCAGGCCGCGCGUGAGUUGACACGUCUGCAGCCAAGCAUGAUCCGAGCUGACCCUCGCGCUGCAGCAACGCGCCGAUCGUCCUGGACUCGGACAGCUCGGACGGCGAGGUGCAAGUUGCUGGCGAGGUACGCCGUCCCGCC